AUGGAUACCAUCGUAUGUGACGCCCUCCGUGAGUCAAUGAUGAACAUCAGUCCAUCUAUAGCCGUGACAGCCGCUGUCGGGCUGCUCAUGGUACUUGGGCUUGUCACGUUCAGAUCUGUGCUAUCAGAAAAGAUUCUGCCUGGUGUUCCCGAGCUUAAGGGUGUUCCAAUUCUGGGUGCCAUGCCAAUCUACCUCAAGCAUGGAAUGCCUCAGCUUCUUGGAAGACUCAUCGCAAUUGGCGAGGACGGAAUCUCGUAUGCCAAAGUCGUCAACAAUGUGCUGGUCUCGGUCCAUGACCCGGCCAUGGUGAAAGAGGUCCUAUCAUACCCAGAAGAAAUUGCAUCUCGGGAGGGUGAUAUUGGGCGGAUGAGCUGGUCUCCGUUUUGGACACUCAGACGCCUCAUUGGCGAAUCUCUAUUUAACUACGUUGGCCCCGACACCAGCCACCAUCGCAACGUCUUCAUCCGUGAAUUCAACAGCACCAAGUCCAAUGCCGAAAAGUUCAGCACGAUUAAGCGAAUCGCCCAGGAGCACGCCAACAUGUUGACAGGUCAGGCCAAGGCCGCCGAUGUGGAUGAUAUCAGAUACUCAGCAGACAACUUUGCCAUUGCUCUCUGGGGAGAGACUCUGUAUGGCAACCCCAGCCAUUACAUUGGUGGUCGUGUGUUGGAGCUUUCCGAGACCAUUAUUACAUUGGCUGGUAAUCCUUGGCCUUCCGUUUGGUAUUCUAUUCAACUGUUCUUCAAAAUGGUGACUCCGGGCGAGCCAACUCGGUCAGAGUCCAAGCUCCGACAGAAAGUGGCCAAGGUUGUGGAAGCAAACAUGGAGAAGCUUGAGGCAUACGAGAAGGCAAAUCCACAAGCUCCUCUGAAGACUAUCCGCAAUCUGUCUGUCAUGACUGGUGGCGGUAAAACCGGUCCUCUCUCCAAAUUUGCGUCUGAAUUUACCAACCUCAACCUCUUCGGUGGUCAUCACAGUAUUGGCUUGAACGUUACCUGGUCAUUGAUUGAGCUCGAUAACAACCCUGAAUGUCUAAAGAAGCUCAUGGCCGAAAUCGAUUCGGUAGACACCAAUGAUUUCAAUAGCGUCAACUCCAAAAUGCCCUAUCUGGAUGCCAUCAUUAUGGAAAUCAACCGAUUGCACCCUACUGUUCACGCUACUCUUCGAGUUAUCAACGCUGAAACAAAGCUCGCCGCCAGCAAGAACCCCGUUGUCUUGAAACCAGGCAUGCUAAUUUACCUUUCAUACCUCCACUUGCACACUUCGCCCAAGUUCUGGGGUCCUGAUUCUUACAAAUUUAUUCCGGAGCGCUUCCUCGGUAGUUAUGACAAGACUCAGCCGUUCAUGUCCUUUGGAUACGGACCACGCAACUGCGUUGGGUACAAAUUUGCAACCUUGGCCGCGAAAGUAUAUCUUCUCACUCUUUUCAAAACAUAUGAUUUGCAUGUUAAGGAUCAUGAUCAUGAAAUGAAGCUCGGCACACUGCUUGAGACCACCAAGCCAGUGGCUGUCAAGGUCACCCACAGAUCUUGA
Messenger RNA from Talaromyces marneffei, 1533 nucleotides. RefSeq lists its product as uncharacterized. The transcript has 4 exons. NCBI's taxonomy places the organism in Eukaryota, Fungi, Ascomycota, Eurotiomycetes, Eurotiales, Trichocomaceae. Bases 1 to 1533 code for a protein of 510 amino acids. The record is from RefSeq and is a predicted model, not a curated record. Gene Ontology annotation, molecular function: oxidoreductase activity, acting on paired donors, with incorporation or reduction of molecular oxygen; iron ion binding; monooxygenase activity.